Messenger RNA from Harmonia axyridis, 3389 nucleotides. Its product is annotated as exosome RNA helicase MTR4-like. Gene Ontology annotation, biological process: maturation of 5.8S rRNA; RNA catabolic process. Lineage: Eukaryota; Metazoa; Arthropoda; Insecta; Coleoptera; Coccinellidae. Gene Ontology annotation, cellular component: nucleus. Bases 167 to 3184 code for a protein of 1005 amino acids. Gene Ontology annotation, molecular function: ATP binding; RNA helicase activity; RNA binding. The record is from RefSeq and is a predicted model, not a curated record. The transcript is spliced from 13 exons.
ACUUAACCUAAAUAUGCUGCACCUAACCUAAAAUUAAAAUCGUUCAACUUUUAUUUUUAUUAUGUUCUAAAGUUUAUUUAAUGAAUUAUUGUUCGACAGUUUUAGUAAGACAUUUAUUGUGACUUAUCUUUAUUUUAAAUAUUAAUAUCGAAGGGAUCAAUUUGAAAUGGAUAUUGAUGAUCUUUUCGACUGUUUUAACCAAGUGACAAAACUUGAGGUUGCAAAAAAAUCGAAAGGUGUUAAACGAUCGAAAACCAAUAAUUCAGAUGACCAUAAUACCUCUAAAAAAACAAAAUUAGAUAAUGACGAGGAAGAACUGGAACAAUUCAAGCAGAGCAUUACUGAGGAUUUGAAAAAUAGGAUACUGGUAUACUCAAUUGAUACUAUUGAGUCUUGCUCACAUGAAGCAGCUUAUCCUUCCAAUCAGGCAAUCAGUCCCCUUGUGCCAGCUCAAGGGGAACCAGCUAAGAAGUAUAAAUUUGUUUUAGAUCCAUUUCAGAAAGAAUCUAUUUUAUGUAUUGAAAACAAUCAAUCAGUUCUAGUUUCCGCUCAUACUUCUGCAGGAAAAACAGUUAUUGCUGAGUAUGCUAUUGCAUUAUGCUUGAAAAAUAAACAGAGAGUUAUAUAUACAAGCCCAAUUAAAGCAUUAUCUAACCAGAAGUACAGAGAAUUUAACGAUGAAUUUGGUGAUGUAGGACUAAUGACUGGAGACGUUACAAUCAAUCCAACAGCAUCAUGUUUGAUCAUGACCACAGAGAUUCUAAGAAAUAUGUUAUAUAAAGGCUCUGAUGUGAUAAGAGAAGUUGCUUGGAUAAUUUUCGAUGAAAUACAUUACAUGAGAGAUAAAAAUAGAGGAGUAGUCUGGGAAGAGACAUUGAUUAUGUUACCAGAUAAUGCACAUUUUGUUUUUCUUUCUGCCACAAUUCCCAAUGCUAAACAAUUCAUUCAGUGGAUAGCACAUAUUCAUAAACAGCCUUGUCAUGCAGUAUAUACAGAUUAUAGACCAACACCACUACAACACUACUUAUUUCCAGCAGGUGGUUGUGGAAUUCACAUGAUUGUCGAUGAGAACGGCACUUUCCAAGAAGAUAAUUUCAAUGGAGCUAUGGCUGAGUUGCAAAAUGCUGGUGAUGCAGCAAAAGGUGAUCAAAAAGGAAGAAGAGGUGGGGUUAGAGAUAAGGAUCCCACGCAAACAGACAUUUAUAAGAUGAUAAAAAUGACUGUUGAAAGAAAUUUUGCGCCUGUUAUUGUUUUUAGUUUUUCAAAAAAAGACUGUGAGCUUUAUGCUAAACAAAUGACUAAAAUGGAUUUCAACACCACAACUGAAAAACUAGCUGUUGAUGAGGUUUUCAAUAAUGCUAUUCAAGUUCUGUCAGAAGAAGACCAAGAUCUGCCAUAUAUCAAGCAUAUGAUACCUCUUCUCAGAAGAGGUAUAGGUGUUCAUCAUGGAGGGUUGCUUCCAGUUAUCAAAGAAACUGUUGAGAUAUUAUUUGGAGAGGGUCUUAUCAAAGUGUUAUUCGCAACUGAGACUUUUUCCAUGGGUUUAAACAUGCCUGCAAGAACAGUCAUCUUUACUGAUAUGAGAAAGUACGAUGGACAGCGACAUAGAUGGGUAACUUCUGGUGAAUACAUCCAGAUGGCAGGUAGAGCAGGUAGAAGAGGUUUGGAUGAUAAAGGUAUUGUCAUAUCUAUGAUAAACGAGAAAGUGCCUUCAGCAGCCUGUCGUGAUAUAAUCAAGGGUUCACCAGAUCCACUGAAUUCGGCAUUUCAUUUAUCCUAUAAUAUGGUGCUUAAUCUUCUAAGAGUUGAAGUAAUUAAUCCAGAUUAUAUGUUGGAGAAAUCAUUCUUUCAGUUUCAACACCAAACUGAUGUUCCACGAUUAUUUGAAGAAUAUGAAGCUAAGUUGAAACAUUAUAAUGAAGUGGAAAUUGAAAAUGAAGAAGAAAUUUCUUCAUACCACGAAUUGAAACAACAGGUGGAAGCAUUGUACGUUCAAACCAGAAAAUUCAUACAAGAACCAAAAGUACUAGGACGUUUCCUGAAAGAAGGAAGGGUCAUGAAGGUAUCAACUCCUGAUGGUGAAUAUGAUUGGGGUGUAGUUGUUGGUUGUAGAUGGGUUAAAAGCCUCAAAAAGAAGGAUAAAAAGGUUGAAAUUGAUAUGCUUCUCAAUGUAAUUCGAGAGAAUGAAAAUGACGUGGCAAAACCAGCUCUUUUGGAACAUAAGGAAGGUCAAAUGGAAGUUAUUCCCAUAGACUCAACCUGUGUCACCCAUAUUUCAUCAGGUAGAUGUAAUUUCUCAGGCGACUGGAAGAGUAAAGAAAUUAAAAAAAUGAUCAAACCGUGGCUGCUGAAACUAAAAGAAAACCAUCCCGAUGGUAUUCCUUUACUUGAUCCUGUUAAGGCUAUGAAGAUCAAUGAUCCUCAACUGAAAGAAAUUAUGGAUCAGAUUGCAAAUAUAGAAGCAGAGAUUAAAGCACAUCCAUUUCAAAAAAAUCCAUCGGUGAAAGAAAUAUAUGAAAAAUAUAAGGAUAAAAUGAAUUGCCAAUCAGAUUUGGAAAGACUCAAAAGUAAAUUGCUGGAGGCUAAAAAAAUUUUACAAAUGGACGAACUCAAAUGUAGAAAAAGGGUACUAAGGAGGCUUGCGUAUUGUACAAGUGCCGAUGUAAUCGAGUUGAAGGGCCGAGUCGCUUGUGAAUUGAGCAGUGCAGAUGAGUUACUUCUAACAGAAUUACUUUUUAACGGCUUAUUCAACAACCUCAGCCCAGCGGAGGCAACUGCUCUAUUGAGCUGUUUUGUGUGCACAGAAAAAUCCGAUAAACCGCCCAAGAUUAAUGAUGCUUUAAAAGGUCCUUUCAGACAGAUGCAGGACAUAGCAAGAAGAGUAGCCAAAAUUAAUAUUGAAUGUCGGUUAUCUAUUGAUGAGGAAACAUAUGUGCAAUCAUUUCGCCCAUUUCUUAUGGAUAUUGUAUACCGGUGGUGUAAUGGAGCUACCUUCAGAGAUGUCAUUGACCCAGAUUUUUAUGAAGGUUCUAUUAUCCGUUGUAUGAGACGUUUAGAAGAACUAUUGAGACAGAUGGUGCAGGCCGCAAAAGUAGUGGGGAAUCAAGAUUUGGAAGAUAAAUUUAAUGAAGGCAUCAGAAUGAUAAAAAGAGAUAUUAUUUUCUCGGCCAGUUUGUAUUUGUAAAUACAAAAUAACAAUUUUUCAGAGAAAACAUUACUCUUUGUAUUUGUAUAAAAGUUUGUAUUAUCAUUUGUAAAUAAACAAUUUUUUUUUAUUUAAUUAUUGUAAAUAUGUUUUGAAAAUUAAUUUCAUUCUAGACAUUGAAUCAUUUUUAUAAAUUCAUUGUAUAUAGCUUGAAGAUUUUCUAAAGAUUAUAAAAGUAAGAGAA